Messenger RNA from Lindgomyces ingoldianus, 1518 nucleotides. RefSeq lists its product as uncharacterized. The record is from RefSeq and is a predicted model, not a curated record. The coding region runs from base 1 to 1518 and encodes 505 amino acids. The transcript is spliced from 17 exons. Lineage: Eukaryota; Fungi; Ascomycota; Dothideomycetes; Pleosporales; Lindgomycetaceae.
AUGCAUGCCUUAGCAGGAGAAACGAAGGACGAAUUCUCACUGAUAAUGUCCUUUCAGAACCACCAGAACCGCCAUGCGGAACCUGACCUUCGCAUCAUCUCAGUUAAUCUUUGCAUUUUGUCUCAUUCCACAAUCUUCAAUCAUCUUUUCAGAUCUGCAGUUGUAGAUCGCGCGCCCUACGUGAGGAGCCGAGGGACUGUAACCGGUUCGAGUUUCGACGCCAGGGUGACAACCGUCCGAGAUUGCGGCUCCAAUGAAGAAGAGGGCAACGCAAAAGGCAGAGAGAAUCAUUUUCAAGAGAUGAAGGGAAUCGACCGAAGUCUUCUCGUAGGAAGCCUGGACGCGGUGAAAGCCAAAUAUAUCUCUUCCGCACCCCAUCCCGUCGCUCCUAUCUCUACGCCCAACAUUCGACGCCUCGGGCAUGUCCCUCGUUCGACCUGUAGAGUUUCACACUCCGAUACCCGACACGUUGUUUUAUUCCCUUUCUCCUGGGAUCAAGGAACUUUAAACGACCCUAACACUCUAUCUCCAGCUUGUUUCGGGUAUCGGCUGGCAUGGUUCGGAUCUGAUUCGCUAGUUGGAGAAUCGCUAAUCCGAUUUCGUCCCAUGUGUCUCAGAAACGGAAUCAGCCACAACACCACAAUUCUAUCCUUCGAUGAGGCACUAGGCAUUGUGACACGCAUAGGGCUACAGGACUAUUUGUAUUUCUUCGGCAGAAACAGAGGAGGCAUCACGUGGGAUUUUCUGCCCACUGGGCCGGGUUUAUUUGUCACUCACGCGUUUCACUUCAGGCCUCAAACUCGCUUGCUCUGCUUGGUCUCAUCAGAUAACAUCAUCUUCAGGAAAGAACUCGGACAAAAUCGUGCUUUCGCUCAACCAGCUCUAACAAUAUCCUCAGGAAGACUCAGUAGUCAAAGGCCCUUUCGUCGUGGCGGGUUCUCCUCCAUGUGGUUAUGUCCCCAUUUUCGCAACAUCACAGCAUCCCUCCAUUCUGAAUUCCAAACUACGUCGCCGAGAUCGUUCGAAAGAGAUCCAUAUUUUCCUUCAGCUCGCUUCACAACUGUUCAUGUUCAAACCAAACAACGGAAACUAAAUUGGUGGCUUGUGUGCGUUUUCCAAUUCGCUCAUUCAAUUAUAGCGCUUUCUCGUUGGAUGAUUAUCCCUCCGAAAAUGGGCAUGAUAAGGUUUCUAAUUCAUUUUAAGAGGCAGAUUCUGGCACACGUUUCGGCCACGUUAUUAGCACCGAUCCCGCUAUUUGAAGAGUCUGCGAAGAGAGAUAAAAUGAUGCAAAUUUUGAUCUAUCUUUGUAUUCCUGUGGCUGCUGUCGGCGAUUUCGCUCUUGCUAAUCUUGUUCAUAAGGCAAUGUGCCUGAGCUAUCUGAUGCAAGCUUCACCGGCUGAGCAUAUUGCUCCGUCCGAUAUCUUUGCUGGUAUGAAGCACCACCCCCAUUUAUCCGCUUUGAUCAGAAAGUUUAGGUGCUGGAGGAUUCCCGUCCAUUCAUUAACUUACGUAUUGUAG